AUGAUGCUAUAUUGCAAAGAGAAAGGGGAUUCUAGUGUAAUGAUAUAUGAAUUGCGAAAUAUAUAUGGAUGGAUGAGCAACAUACAGCUUUCGAGUCCAACGUAUAACGUGAACUCUACUGAACAUGAUAAGAAAAGAACUGAUUACUGCUUUAAUGCUAGAGAAACAGCUAGUGUUGAAAGAAGUAAUCCAGAAAAGACUAGGCUUGAUGACGAGUAUCUUCUUCGUCCUAUACAGGAUGUUGAGGCAGAUGGUAAUGGCUCCAUCGUUCCAACUUCUGACCUUCAACCUGACUCCAACAUGAAGUAUCAAGGUUUAGGUACGAGUCCUUACUUAGAAUGGCAGCAUGGGAAAGAGGACGAGUUAAGUAAGAUCAAAGAAGGUCAAGAAAGGCAAGUUGUCAAGCAGGAAAGUUCUGCCAUGCAGAUUUUUUCAUUAACACCAUAUAAACUACAGUAUGGACUCACAAAGCAAGAGCAUGCUUUUGCUGGAGCAUUUGCUGGUAUAUUUGUCAGCCUGUGUCUGCAUCCCAUGGAUACAGUUAAGACUGUCGUUCAGUCUUGCUGUACUGACCAAAGAUCUAUUCAAUACUUGGGCAAAUCAAUUCUGCAUGAAAGAGGUUUAUCAGGACUUUACUGUGGAAUUGCAAGCAAUAUUGUUUCUUCAGCACCUAUUUCUGCAAUUUACACUUUCAGUUAUGAAUCAGUAAAGGGAGCAUUGCUUCCCCUCUUUAUCAAGGCAUUCUGA
This is a messenger RNA of Cynara cardunculus var. scolymus (artichoke), 747 nucleotides long. RefSeq lists its product as uncharacterized. The record is from RefSeq and is a predicted model, not a curated record. Gene Ontology annotation, molecular function: S-adenosyl-L-methionine transmembrane transporter activity. NCBI's taxonomy places the organism in Eukaryota, Viridiplantae, Streptophyta, Magnoliopsida, Asterales, Asteraceae. The coding region runs from base 1 to 747 and encodes 248 amino acids. Gene Ontology annotation, cellular component: mitochondrial inner membrane. The transcript is spliced from 4 exons.